AUGCCUCUGCCACGCCGGGCCAUUAUCGCCGUAACAUCCGCAACGGCUCCUCUCCAUGAGGGCCGUCCUACGGGGCUCUUCAUUAGCGAGGCUCUCCAUCCAUUCCAGGUCUUCAAGCAACAUGGCUUUGAAGUCGACCUCGUAUCCGAGAAGGGCACUUAUGUGCCUGAUUGGUUGAGCUUACAGGAGAGUUUUCUUAGCGGUGAGGACAAGAAGGAGUGGGAAGACGUGAACAGUGGGUUUAGGAAGAAAUUGGAUCAUAUGCCGAGUGUGGAGACGGUAGAUGGCAAGAAGUAUGGUAUCUUCUUCGCUAGUGCCGGACAUGCAGCUCUGAUCGACUAUCCUCACGCCAAAGGCCUGCAAAAGAUCGCGACCGAUAUUUGGACGCAGGGAGGCAUUGUGUCGGCUGUUUGCCACGGAGAGGCAAUCUAUGUCGGUGUAAUCGACCCAGCCACGGGCGAGUCCAUCAUCAAGGGAAAAACCAUUACAGGCUUCACCACGCAGGCAGAAUACGACAUGCAUGUCAUGGAGCCUGUUCGGAGCUGGGGUGAACCAUUGAUCGACGAGUGGGCUACCAAACUCGGUGCCAAAUAUGUUAGAGCGGAUGGUGUCUGGGACGACUUUCACGUUACCGACGGAAGAAUAGUGACUGGCAUGAAUCCGCAGAGCGCAAAGUCGACUGCCGAAGCAACGGUCGCGGUUUUCGAGAAGCUCUGA
This is a messenger RNA of Cladophialophora psammophila CBS 110553, 717 nucleotides long. RefSeq lists its product as uncharacterized. NCBI's taxonomy places the organism in Eukaryota, Fungi, Ascomycota, Eurotiomycetes, Chaetothyriales, Herpotrichiellaceae. The record is from RefSeq and is a predicted model, not a curated record. The coding region runs from base 1 to 717 and encodes 238 amino acids. The transcript is spliced from 4 exons. Gene Ontology annotation, molecular function: glyoxalase III activity.